AUAUACUGUGGCUCCAACCACAUUUUGUUCAUGUUUGGCUUCAGUAAAUUAAGUUAGCCAGCAAGAUCUCAUGUGAUGAUGGUGGCUUUUUAAUUCUGUGCCAGCAGCUACUUUGGUCGUGGAAUUUGCACAGGUUUGGACAGUAAAUGCUCAGAGACAAGCUGUUGCUGAAACUUUGAAAUGGACAAACCACAGAAGGAUGACCCAUCUGGAAAGCCUGUCACAGCCUGCCUGUUGAGUGCAGCCUUCUUCGGCGCCCUGGGGUCAUCUUUUCUUUAUGGUUACAACCUAUCUGUGGUCAACGCUCCCGCUCUGUAUAUUAAGGCUUUCUACAAUAAGACCUGGAUUGAGAGAUAUGGGGAUCCUAUUGGAGCGGAGACAGCCACUCUCCUCUGGUCCAUCACGGUGUCCAUAUUUGCUAUUGGAGGCCUUCUUGGAGCGUUGUCCGUCUCUUUACUCAUCAAAGUGUUUGGGAGAAAGGGAACCUUGCUGCUGAACAACAGCUUUGCUCUAACAGCUGCUCUGCUGCUAACCUUGGGAGAAAAGGCAAAAUCUUUUGAGAUGCUCAUCAUUGGCCGGCUCAUAAUUGGGGUGGACUCUGGUAUAGCCCUCAGCGCCCUCCCCAUGUACCUGGGAGAAAUUUCCCCAAGGCAUAUUAGAGGCUUCAUUGGCCAGUUCAACUCCAUCCUGAUUUGCUUGGGUGUGUUCACAGGACAAGUACUGGGGCUGCCUGAGCUGCUGGGUCAGGAACCCAAGUGGAACUACUUGUUUUCCUUCCUGGCGUUGCCUGCAAUGCUGCAGCUGUGUGUUCUGCCCUUCCUCCCAGAGAGUCCUCGCUACCUGCUGAUGGAGAGGAGGGAUGAGGCUGGAGCAGAAAGAGCCUUCCAGAGGCUUUUGGGGAAAAAGGACGUAUCCCAGGAGCUGGAAGAGGUUUACACAGAAGCUCGAGCACAGGACAACUCAAGCACCAUCUCUGUGCUACAGCUGCUCAAAAGCCCCACUGUUCGCUGGCAGCUCAUCACCAUCAUCAUCACCAUGGCCUGCUAUCAGCUCUGUGGCCUCAAUGCUAUUUGGUACUACACUAAUGCGAUCCUUCGGGAAGCAGGCUUUGCUGAGCACACCCUCCCCUACAUCACAAUGAGCACAGGGUUUAUAGAGACUUUGGCUGCCAUUAUCUCGGGCUUGGUGAUAGAACGAAUCGGGAGGAAGCCCCUCCUCAUAUUUGGUUUCUCUGCCAUGGCCGUGUUUUUCAGCCUGCUCACAGUGUUCCUCAAUUUCCAGGACAGUGUGUCAUGGAUGCCCUAUCUCAGUUUCGUCUGUAUACUGGCUGUGAUUGCAUCCUUUUGCUCGGGGCCAGGUGGCAUCCCCUUUAUCCUGACCGGGGAACUGUUUGAACAGUCCUACCGCCCUGCUGCCUUCAUGAUCGCUGGCACCGUGAACUGGCUGUCCAACUUUGCCGUGGGUCUCCUCUUUCCAUUCAUUCAAGAGACACUGCAGUCCUUUGCCUUCCUGGUGUUUGCGGUGACCUGCAUCUUGGGAUCUAUCUACCUCCACGUUGUUCUCCCUGAAACCAAAAAUAAAACAUUUAUGGACAUCAGUCAGAGCUUUGCUAAGAUCAACAAAAUUCACCUCUCCCCCACCCGUGAAAUGCAGCUGGUUCUGUCCACUAAGUCUGACAUGAAUGGAAAAGUCCAAGCUGUUGCUAAGAUGGAGACUUCUUUCUAACUGAACGCUACACUACACUACACUAACUGUGGAGGAGUGGGGUCAAAUAUAAACUGAAAGUAUUAUUCACUGCGAUGAGUGAAAUAAAAAUCCAUGCAUUUCAGCAGUAUUAUUAUAUUUUGUUGUUUUGUAUGUCUGGAAUAUGCAUAUUACAGUACUACAGUUUAUAGCAAUUGUUUGUCUCAGUGUAACAAAUCAAAAUUUUAUGUUCUGCUUACCUAAUGUAGAACUGAAUGAAUCAAUGUACUCUACAUUUUAAAGCAAGUCAUAAAAUGUAGAAGCUGCAGAUAAUGAACUCAUUCACUUACAAAAAGGAUAAUAAUGUGGCUGGAUGGGCCAUGCAUAAAAUACUGAUGCAAAGCACAGUACCUAGAGAAAGUCAUAAAAUCCUGUCAAAAUCAUUACCCACUGUCACAUUUCACCCCGUAAAUUAAAGUACAUUAAAUCUAACUUUUCUUGCUGAAUUUACUGUUACGCUAUAACCCUAAACAUCAAAGUGAAAUUUAUCAUUUUAAUUAAUUGUUAAACUGUAAUUAGUGAAAUACCUGAUUUGAAUAAGUGAUCAGCCUCCUAGAGUAAUCAUUAGAAACGUGCCCAGAUACAACCAAUCACCUUCCUAAUCACUCCUCAGGCUAAUCAAUUGUUAGGAUUUUGAAUACUCUGGAAUAAAACCUGCUGUUCUUUGAGGAGUCCACUGCAAGUAUUGGCAACACAAAGACUUGGUUGGAAAGGGACUUUCAAAAGGGCUCUU
Molecule: messenger RNA, 2476 nt
Organism: Monopterus albus (swamp eel)
Lineage: Eukaryota; Metazoa; Chordata; Actinopteri; Synbranchiformes; Synbranchidae
Gene: slc2a9l2
Product: solute carrier family 2 member 9, like 2
Exons: 13
Coding region: 181-1725 (514 amino acids)
Biological process (GO): dehydroascorbic acid transport
Cellular component (GO): plasma membrane
Molecular function (GO): D-glucose transmembrane transporter activity
Source: RefSeq, a predicted model, not a curated record